UGUUCACUUACUAACUUAGCUCAGACGGUUUCUGGUGAGCCUACAAUUAAUUUUUCCACUAUUGCACCUAAUGCUACAACUGCAAGUCGGGUCCAGGUGCACAGCUGUAGCUACAGUAGCUUACCAGGAGACCUGUAAAGUGACCACAGGCAGAGUCAACUAACCUGAAACCAACUUCACGAAGAGGUUCGUCAUGUCUGAAGUAAGCGACCAGCUGCCUACAGAGCCAAUCUCUGCAGUCGGAGUAAUCGCUUCACUCGGCAAGGCUCCCGAUGACUACUAUGUUGUUGCACAAACAACAGAUGGCUUUGACGCCGACCUGUGGAAGGACGGCUUAUUCAAAUCCAAGGUCACCCGCUACCUCUGUUUCACCAGAAAACCUGGGCCCGACGUUGUUGUGGAUGUGAAGCUGACUGACAUUAAGGACACGUUGCCAGAGGGCUUCACACCUGUGCAAGAAACAAUGGACACAAAGGAAACUGCAAUGAGGAAGAGAAGACUCUGUGUGAAAAUCAUCCCUCGUGCUGCUGCACAGACGGCUGUGUUUGACAUCCAGAUCAUAGCGAAGUCCAAGUAUCAUCUUGUUAACUACACCUGUAUAGGUGAGAUGAACAACAUGGGGGUGUGGUAUCGCACAGGAGAUGUUCAUAAGUGUCAGUCAUCUCAGGAAGAGUCCAGCCAAACUACCACUGACGCCCCAUCCUACACAGCAAGCCAGAAGACCACGAGCAGGCCGGAUUCUGUGUACCAGAGCAGUGGGAUCUAUACCAUGACAGCCCUUCAUGAUGUGCCCUUUAUGAUCUCUGAGAAGUUCCAUGAAAAACCCCCAGAGAUGCAGCAAGUCAAUUUAAUGGGCAUUACGAUCAAAUCCCUGGCAGAGAUCGAGGAGGAAUUUCAAUACAACUUCAGCACAGAGCGAAGCAUUGCUGUGUAACUUCCCUCCCAGCUGCCACAAGUUGACGGACCUGAAAGGAAAAAAACACUGCUGAUGGACAGAAGAAACUUAAUAAUGGACUAAUGACAUUAACAGCAGCUGUAUAUUAUUUUAAACCAGAAGAAAUGAUUUUACAUAUAAAUUGUGUGUUAAUGAUUCAAUACUUUUUGUUUUAAGAAAUGUAAUUACUUUUUUAUCCUGGAAGUGACUUUUUUAAAUGUGGGUUUGCUCCUAUCUUGCUUACGCCCAAAAUAAAUCUAAUUACUAACUUAAAACAGAUAAACUCAGAGUUAUGUUCACAGUGAUUCUCAUUUAGCUCCUCUGUGAGUAGCAGUCGGGGACAACAGGGAACACGGAGGCAGCCUCAUCACACACAAACAGGCCUGUGAUGUGCGUUUUCCAGCAGAAGCAUCUUUCCAUCACAAAGUUCUUCAUGAGCAGCGUGCAGCAUGAACAGGCAGAGCUCUGAGACUCGGGAGCCUUUACCCCAGACGCCCACCCACAUCAGAAGUGACUCCUCUACUGAGUCAGGUCUUAAAUAACAGAAUUUAACUAGAAGAAAGUUUCAGCCUUGAUAUAUGUUACUUUUCUUACAGCCCUGUGCAAAGUGAGUUUGGUUUAUUUUUUUGUGUGGAGGGGUGUAUAGUUUAUGGAGCAUAACUCACUGGGAAAUUGCCUCUAUAAUAUGCCUUUCAUUAUAAUGUAAAGGUUUUUUCAAACUGUAUGAGUCUUUAUAUUCACUCUCCUAAUCAGUUUCCAGUUAGAAGUUGUUGUUGCAUCAUAGGUUGAAUGAACUCUGUAUUUUUAUAUUCAGUAAACAUAAUUCUGAAUUUCCAAAGAACAAUAAAAAGUGCUUUUUUUCCCUUUAA
Molecule: messenger RNA, 1803 nt
Organism: Scomber japonicus (chub mackerel)
Lineage: Eukaryota; Metazoa; Chordata; Actinopteri; Scombriformes; Scombridae
Product: multivesicular body subunit 12B-like
Exons: 10
Coding region: 194-934 (246 amino acids)
Biological process (GO): viral budding; regulation of epidermal growth factor receptor signaling pathway; virus maturation
Cellular component (GO): late endosome; ESCRT I complex
Source: RefSeq, a predicted model, not a curated record